AUGGCAGAGCUCUCAAAAAACUAUGAUGUCUUCUUCUUCCUCAUCCUUCUCUUGCUGUCACUUACCUCACAACUUUCACUAGCUAGGCCUUCCAAAGAACCCAAACCGUGUAAGCACAUUGUGCUCCACAUGCAUGACGUAAUCUUCAAUGGCAAUGACUCGGCCAAUGCGACUGGGGCUGCCGUGACUGGUCCGGUUGGGCUUGGCCCUUUUGGCUUUGGCCAGGUAUUCAUCUUUGACAAUCCGAUGACCAAGGAUCAAAACCUGUUGUCUCCACCGGCGGCCCGAGCUCAGGGUUUCUAUUUUUACCAGAUGAAGACUGCUCCGAGCACCUGGAUGGCGUUUACCUUGGUUUUCAACUCAACCGAGUAUAAGGGGACUUUGAACGUCAUGGGGUCCAAUUUUAUCCCGGCAAAGACUAGGUAUCUCUCGGUUGUCGGUGGAACUGGAGAUUUCUUCAUGGCGAGAGGGAUUCUUGAGCUUGAGACGGAUGAUUUUGUCCUGUCUGUGUAUUUUCGAGUGAAGAUGGAUGUUAAGUUGUACGAGUGCUAUUAGGAACUGAAAAACUCAGUGGCCACAAAUGCUAUGUAAUUUUAGGAUUUAUAAGGAAGGGCGUGG
Messenger RNA from Rhodamnia argentea, 618 nucleotides. RefSeq names its product dirigent protein 5-like. Lineage: Eukaryota; Viridiplantae; Streptophyta; Magnoliopsida; Myrtales; Myrtaceae. The record is from RefSeq and is a predicted model, not a curated record. Bases 1 to 555 code for a protein of 184 amino acids. The transcript has a single exon.